GUAGAAACAGAGAGCACAAAUAUAUUCUAUCAGUGGCUGGCUAUAAGAAAGAUAUCGGGGGUAGUGAGGCAAGGAACCCUAAACAGAAAUGAAUUAAAAUGAUUUUUUAUUAGUAUAAUUGUAUGAGUGUUUAUUUUUAUAUUCAUUUCUUGUGUUUUUGUUUUACUCAUAAAAUCAAAUGAAAUUAACAAAAGAGAGGACAGAAUUGGUAUAAGAAUUUAAUUCUUAAGUUUUAACCAAACGACCAACAAUCCACUCAUAUAUCAAAUAUUUUAUUUUAUAUUUUUUAACACAAUAAAACGAACAAUCAAAACGUAGAUAAACAUAAUCAGUAAUUUUCUUUACUAAAGAAAAAAAAAAAGAAAAAUUAAAGCAGCAAAUUAUUAAGUUAUUGUCUGGAUUCACAAAGAAGUUUGGAAGAAGAAAAAGAAAAGAAAAAACGUCAUGGUUAAAUUCUACAAGGUGACAAUAAAUCGUACAGAAUGGGAAAUACCAGAAAUCUAUCAACAAUUACAACAAGUAGGCUCUGGUGCCUAUGGACAGGUGUGCAAGGCCCUGGUAAGAGGUACUAACAUGUAUGUUGCCAUUAAAAAGUUGGCACGCCCUUUUCAAUCGGCGGUGCAUGCUAAACGUACUUAUCGAGAAUUGAGACUACUCAAACACAUGGAUCAUGAGAAUGUUAUUGGUCUAUUGGAUGUCUUUCAUCCGCACCCCCCAAAUGUAACCUUGGAAAAUUUUCAACAGGUGUAUUUAGUUACUCAUCUUAUGGAUGCCGAUCUAAACAAUAUUAUAAGGACACAACGUCUGUCCGAUGAACAUGUGCAGUUUUUGGUUUAUCAAAUAUUACGUGGUCUAAAAUACAUACACAGUGCUGGUAUUAUACACCGUGAUUUAAAACCCUCCAAUAUUGCAGUAAAUGAGGAUUGCGAAUUGAGAAUUUUAGAUUUUGGUUUGGCACGGCCAACAGAAAAUGAAAUGACCGGUUAUGUGGCCACACGUUGGUAUCGUGCCCCGGAAAUUAUGCUUAACUGGAUGCAUUAUAAUCUAACCGUGGAUAUUUGGUCGGUGGGUUGUAUUAUGGCUGAAUUACUUACUGGACGCACUUUAUUCCCGGGCACUGACCACAUACACCAGUUAAAUUUGAUUAUGGAAGUUUUGGGUACUCCGCCCGAUGAUUUUAUGCAAAAAAUUUCCUCGGAAAGUGCACGCAACUACAUUAAAUCAUUGCCUCCCAUGAAGAGACGUGAUUUUAAGACUUUCUUCAAGGGCGCCAACCCAUUAGCCAUUGAUUUGUUAGAGAAAAUGUUAGAAUUAGAUGCAGAGAAACGUAUUACUGCUGAACAGGCCUUGGCACAUCCUUAUAUGGAAAAAUAUUCAGAACCAAGUGAUGAACAAACUUCACCCUUGUACGAUCAAAGUUUUGAAGAUAUGGAUUUGCCCGUUGAAAAAUGGAAGGAUUUGAUAUACAAAGAAGUUAUAAACUUUAAACCGCCACCAUCGUUUGCUCAAAUUUUACAAGAAAUAAAAUAAGUAUUAUUAAAGUUAGGGAAAGCUUUGGUUUUCUUUCACAUUGUGCAAUUAUUUGACUAUAUAGAACAAUAAUUAUAUGACUCUUGGAACAAAUGGGUAUUAAACAUCAAAGUUAAUAUGAUAUUAUUUUUUGUCAAAUAUUUAAAUACUGUGGAAGUUAUAUUAGUUAAACCAAAGUUUUUUAUGCUUAAAAUCACGCAUUAUCAGUUGAUUUUAGUUUUCAUACUGAUGAUAACUUGACUUUACUUAUUUAAAUUUUUUUAAUUUUUGAACAGUUGCUCAAAAAUAUUGAUGGUAUUAUAUGAUAGAUCUGUGGUGUUAAAUACACUCAACGUUUAUACGUAACUUAAAUAAUUGUUCAUAAAUGUUUGUUAAAUACACAUACAUACGUACAUGUAUAUUUUUUAUUUUAAUUGUCCUUGCUCACGUACAAAGUGCCUUAAUAUUUUACAAAAUACCAAAAAUUAUAAAUAUUGCCUUAAAUUAGAAAUGUUUUGUUAAAAGAAAUAUCAAACAUAAAUAUUAUUUUUAUAAUUUUAUUAUUUUUUUUUGUGAUGUUUUUUAAAUGUUUGUGCAAUAAAGUUGUAUCUUAUAUACGUAAAGAAA
Lucilia sericata (common green bottle fly) is the source of this 2136-nucleotide messenger RNA. It is a transcript of the gene p38a, whose product is annotated as mitogen-activated protein kinase p38a. Gene Ontology annotation, cellular component: nucleus; cytoplasm. The transcript has a single exon. The coding region runs from base 445 to 1530 and encodes 361 amino acids. Gene Ontology annotation, molecular function: ATP binding; MAP kinase activity. Gene Ontology annotation, biological process: protein phosphorylation; intracellular signal transduction. The record is from RefSeq and is a predicted model, not a curated record. NCBI's taxonomy places the organism in Eukaryota, Metazoa, Arthropoda, Insecta, Diptera, Calliphoridae.